This is a messenger RNA of Mycotypha africana, 426 nucleotides long. Its product is annotated as thioredoxin-like protein 4A. The record is from RefSeq and is a predicted model, not a curated record. Lineage: Eukaryota; Fungi; Mucoromycota; Mucoromycetes; Mucorales; Mycotyphaceae. The transcript has 5 exons. Gene Ontology annotation, cellular component: U4/U6 x U5 tri-snRNP complex; U5 snRNP; spliceosomal complex. Gene Ontology annotation, biological process: mRNA splicing, via spliceosome. Bases 1 to 426 code for a protein of 141 amino acids.
AUGUACUUUUUACCCCAUUUAACCAAUGGUUGGCAAGUAGACCAAGCCAUUUUAUCUGAAGAAGAUCGUGUGGUUGUCAUUCGAUUUGGACAUGAUUGGGAUCCUAUUUGUAUGCAAAUGGAUGAAAUUCUCUAUAGCAUUGCAGAAAAAGUGAAAAACUUUGCUGUCAUUUAUCUGGUGGAUAUUACGGAAGUACCCGAUUUCAACAAGAUGUACGAAUUGUAUGAUCCAUGUACAACCAUGUUCUUUUUCCGUAAUAAACAUAUCAUGGUGGAUCUGGGCACAGGCAACAACAAUAAGAUCAAUUGGGCAUUGGAUGAUAAGCAAGAAAUGAUUGAUUUGAUCGAGACUGUGUAUAGGGGUGCCAGAAAAGGUAGAGGUUUAGUCGUGUCGCUAAAGGAUUAUUCAACAAAAUACAAGUACUAG